Acipenser ruthenus (sterlet) is the source of this 10884-nucleotide messenger RNA. Its product is annotated as protein TANC2-like. Lineage: Eukaryota; Metazoa; Chordata; Actinopteri; Acipenseriformes; Acipenseridae. Gene Ontology annotation, biological process: regulation of dendritic spine morphogenesis. The transcript is spliced from 31 exons. The record is from RefSeq and is a predicted model, not a curated record. Gene Ontology annotation, cellular component: dendritic spine. Gene Ontology annotation, molecular function: protein binding. Bases 660 to 7046 code for a protein of 2128 amino acids.
GCUGCUGGUCCUGGUUGUAAGUGUGGCGCUGAGACUCGCCGCGCUGUGCUGAGUCCGUAAUGUGUUGGAGUGUGUUGUUGUUAUGAAUCCAUUCGGAAAGCAGUUGUGUGUUUGGACUGUAGUGUCAAUGAGAGACUAGCGAGAGAGGCUUGUACGAUCCUCGUGUUCGUUCUGAACUGUAUUAUUCGGUUUUGUGCUAUUUUUCCCAGUACCCGGGAGAUACAUUUGCUAGAGGGACUAGGGACUGGUAGUGGAGUCGGGAGGUGCUUUUAAAAAAAAAAUAUAUAUUUCGGGGAAUAAAAACCUCGAGCCUUCUAAGUACGCCGCUCCUAGUCCACAACAAACGAGCACUGGUGGAAGCAAUAAGCAUAAGGUGAGGUUAAGAAUCGGGGAGGAGUAUUUUGGAAAAAGGUAGUCUGUGUGAAAAGCAGGAUAUCGGUGGAUUUAUAACUCGGGGAAUGGAAGCUUGGCUGUGGACGGGGAGAGAGGAAUACGGCCAUUCGCUCCUGCAGACAGCCAGCAAACACAAAACUUUGUGAGGACUGGGGCAGCUGAGAAAAGCUCCGUUCUGUGCAUGGAGGGAAGGAAAACUGCCCUACAAGCUGAAUAUCAUCAGAAGUUUCACAAGUUGACGGUAGCUGUCAAGGACCAGUGCUGCCAUGUUCCGAAACAGCUUGAAGAUGUUGCUUAGCGGCGGCAAGUCGAACCGCAAGAACCGAAACAGCGAUGGUGGGAAUGAGGACUCCUCAGAGCACAGUCUGGCCAAUGUAGAUUCUCGACUCAACCGUACAGGGCAAGGUGGCAGUUCGACAGAGAGUGACUGUGCGUUCGAAGGAGACUGUGCGCUGCCUGAAGGCAUGCAGCAUAUCCGCAUCAUGGAGGGCAUGUCCCGAUCACUGCCUUCCUCCCCCCUUCUCGCCCACCAGGCUAUCAGCGUCAGGCUCCAGCCCAUGAAGAAACUCACAGCCCCCCUGCGGAAGGCAAAGUUUGUAGAAAGCCCUCGAAUACCAGAAUCUGAGCUUGGCUCCCCAACCCACACCGCCACCACCACCACCACCUCCUUCUCCCCUGCCAAGAACCCAGAGCUGGAUGCAUACCGCCCCGGCGAGUCAAACCAGGAGCUGGGACCUCCUCCCUCGGUCGAUGAGGCCGCAAACACUCUGAUGACUCGCCUAGGCUUCCUGCUGGGAGAGAAAGUGACCGAGGGACAGAGUGAAGCCCAGUACAGCAUGGAGGAGCAGGAAGAGAACCAGAGCUCGGCGGUCACCCAGCGGAUCAGCCCCUGCUCCACACUGACCAGCAGCACGGCCUCCCCUCCGGCCAACAGCCCCUGCUCAACCCUGCCACCCGUCACCUCUGGUAACGCUGAGACUAAGGGCUGCUCCUACGGGACGGUCACCAGCCCCACCUCCACACUGGAGAGCCGGGACAGUGGCAUCAUAGCCACCUUGACGAGCUACUCGGAAAAUGUGGAGCGGAGUAAAUACGGGGAGGGAUCGCGGGCUAACCUGAAGCCCUGGCAAUCCCAGAAAUCAGGCAUGGACUCAUGUCUGUACCGAGUGGAUGAGAACAUGACUGCCUCCACGUACAGCCUGAACAAAAUCCCUGAACGCAACCUGGAGACCAUCUCCUCCCAGUCUGUCCAGUCCAUCCCCCUCUAUCUGAUGCCCCGGCCCAACUCUGUGGCAGCUACGAGUUCAGCUCACCUGGAGGACCUGGCUUACCUGGAUGAGCAGAGACACACCCCACUGCGCACCUCGCUCCGCAUGCCCCGACAGAACCUCGGGGCAGGACGCUUGGGGCAGGACCUGCGAGCUUGCACUAACAUCCAUGCCUGGCACACACACUCACUUCGGUUUGCGCCCUACCGCCCCCCAGACAUCUCCCUCAAGCCCCUGCUGUUCGAGGUGCCCAGCAUCACCAUGGACUCUUUCUUCAUCGGGCGCGACUGGCUCUUCCAGGAGAUAGAUGGGCAGCUGCGCAGCGCCAACAGCAGCACCAACCACGGCGUGGUCAUUGUGGGCAACAUCGGCUUCGGCAAGACUGCAAUUAUCUCCCGUCUGGUGGCCAUGAGCUGCCAUGGGACACGCAUGAGGCAGAUCGCCUCGGACAGCCCCCACGCCUCCCCCAAACACGGGGAAGGGAGCAGGGACCUACCCUUGAGUCAGCCUCCCCCUGCACACUCCACCAUUGGCAGUGGAAGCUGCCCGGGGACCCCUGAAAUGAGGCGCCGCCAGGAAGAAGCUAUGAGGAGGCUAGCAUCCCAGGUGGUUGCCUACCACUACUGCCAGGCAGACAACGCCUACACCUGUCUGGUGCCCGAGUUCGUCCACAACGUGGCGGCACUGCUGUGCCGCUCCCCUCAGCUCAUCGCCUACCGCGAGCAGCUCCUGCGAGAGCCCCAUCUCCAGAGCAUGCUGAGCCUGCGCUCCUGCGUGCAGGACCCGCUGGCCUCCUUCAGGAGAGGGGUGCUGGAGCCACUGGACACCCUCUACAAAGAGAGAAAGAUAGCAGACGAAGAGUUCAUCAUCCUGAUCGACGGCUUGAAUGAAGCGGAGUUCCACAAACCGGAUUACGGAGACACUAUUGUGUCCUUCCUGAGCAAAACCAUUGGAAAAUUCCCCCCCUGGCUAAAACUGAUAGUUACCGUCAGGACCACGCUGCAGGAGAUCACCAAACUGCUUCCAUUCCACCGGAUCUCCCUGGACCACUUGGAGGAGAAUGAGGGCAUUGACCAAGAUCUGCAAGCCUACAUCCUCCACCGCAUCCACAGCAGUCCCGAGAUCCAGAACAACAUCUCCCUCAACGGCAAGAUGGACAACACCACCUUUGGCAAGCUGAGCGCCCACCUCAAAACGCUCAGCCAGGGCUCCUGCCUCUACUUGAAGCUCACCUUCGACCUCAUCGAGAAGGGCUACCUGGUCCUCAAGAGCUCCAGCUACAAGGUGGUGCCGGUGUCCCUGGCCGAGGUGUACCUGCUGCAGUGCAACAUGAAGUUCCCCACGCAGUCUUCCUUCGAGCGCGUGCUGCCGGGGCUCAACGUGGCCGUGGCUUCUCUGCACCCGCUCACUGACGAGCAGAUCUACCAGGCGGUCAACGCGGGCGCCAUCCAGGGCACCCUGGAGUGGGACGACUUCCAGCAGCGCAUGGAGAACCUGUCCAUGUUCCUGAUCAAGCGCCGUGACGGCACCCGCAUGUUCGUGCACCCCUCCUUCCGGGAGUGGCUCAUCUGGAGGGAGGAGGGCGAGAAGACGAAGUUCCUCUGCGACCCCAGGAGUGGCCACACGCUGCUGGCAUUCUGGUUUUCCCGGCAGGAGGGCAAACUGAACCGACAACAGACCAUCGAACUGGGCCACCACAUCCUUAAAGCACACAUCUUCAAGGGCUUGAGUAAGAAGGUGGGGGUUUCCUCAUCUAUUCUGCAGGGGCUCUGGGUGUCAUACAGCACAGAGGGUCUCUCUGCUGCACUGGCAUCACUCCGAAACCUCUACACUCCCAACAUAAAGGUGAGCAGGCUGCUGAUCCUGGGCGGGGCCAAUGUGAACUAUCGGACAGAGGUUCUGAACAAUGCUCCCAUCCUGUGUGUCCACGCCCACCUGGGCUACACGGACACGGUGGGGCUGCUGCUGGAGUUCGGAGCCAGUGUGGACUCCAGCUCUGAGAACGGGCUCACCCCGCUGGGCUACGCUGCAGCUGCGGGGCACCUCCCCAUCGUCACCGCACUCUGCCGCAGGCGAGCCAAGAUGGAUCACUUGGACAAGAACGGGCAGUGCGCCCUGGUCCACGCUGCUCUGCGGGGGCACCUGGAGGUGGUCCAGUACCUGAUUCAGUGUGACUGGACGAUGGGUGGCCAGCAGCAGGGCGUGUUUAACAAGAGCCACGCCGUCCAGCAAGCCCUCAUCGCCGCGGCCAGCAUGGGCUACACAGAAAUCGUCUCCUACCUGCUUGACCUACCUGAGAAGGAUGAAGAGGAGGUGGAGCGCGCUCAGAUCAACAGCUUCGAUACCCUGUGGGGAGAGACAGCUCUGACUGCAGCGGCAGGCCGGGGAAAGCUGGAUGUGUGCAGGCUACUGCUGGAGCAGGGGGCCGCUGUGUCUCAACCUAACCGGCGUGGGAUUGUGCCUCUGUUCAGCGCUGUGAGACAGGGACACUGGCAGAUUGUGGACCUCUUGCUGACUCAUGGGGCGGACGUCAACAUGGCUGACAAGCAGGGCCGGACCCCUCUGAUGAUGGCCGCUUCAGAAGGGCACUUGGGGACCGUGGAGUUCCUGCUCGCACAGGGGGCCUCCUUCUCUUUGAUGGACAAGGAGGGCUUGACCGCUCUGAGCUGGGCCUCCCUGAAGGGUCACCUGACCGUGGUGCGCUCUCUGGUGGAGAGAGGGGCUGCCACUGACCACGCCGACAAGAACGGGCGCACGCCUCUGGACCUUGCUGCCUUUUAUGGGGACGCCGAAGUGGUCCAGUUCCUAGUGGACCACGGAGCCAUGAUUGAGCAUGUGGACUACAGCGGCAUGCGGCCACUCGACCGGGCAGUGGGCUGCCGAAACACCUCUGUGGUGGUCACUCUGCUGAAGAAGGGAGCCAAGAUAGGUCCCGCCACUUGGGCGAUGGCCACCUCCAAGCCUGACAUCAUGAUGAUCCUGCUCAGCAAGCUGAUUGAGGAGGGGGACACCUUCUAUAAGAAGGGGAAGGUGAAGGAAGCAGCCCAACGUUACCAGUACGCCCUGAAGAAGUUCCCUCGAGAGGGCUUCAGUGAGGACCUCAAGACCUUCCGUGAGCUCAAGGUGUCCCUGCUCCUGAACCUGUCCCGCUGCAGACGAAAAAUGAACGACUUUGGGAUGGCUGAGGAGUUUGCCACCAAGGCGCUAGAGUUGAAACCAAAAUCCUACGAGGCCUAUUACGCAAGAGCCCGGGCCAAACGCAGCAGCAGGCAGUUCCCCGCAGCCCUGGAGGACCUGAAUGAGGCCAUGAAGCAGUGUCCCAACAACCGGGAGAUCCAGCGGCUGCUGCAACGUGUGGAGGAGGAGUGCCGGCAGAUGACAGAGCAGCAGCAGCUGGAGCCGGAACCAGAGCCGGAACAAGAGCACGAGCAAGAUCAGGAGCAAGAGCAGGAGCAGGAGCAGGAGCAGGAGCAGGAGCAGGAGCAGCCCCCCUCUCCCCCUCCUCCCCCUGCCUCGCCUCCCCCUCCUCCCCCCGAGCCGCGCCUGGAGGACAUGGAGCCGGUGCAGGACCUCUUCGACGAGGACUACCUGGAGCAGGACCUGCAGACCAUCUCCAUCAGUCUGCAGAGCGAGUCUCUGCCCAGCCCGGCCGGCCUGCCUGUCAUCCAGAGCCCUCCACCCUCUCCGGCAUACCUCUCGGGCGGCUCCCCAAUGGGGCAAUCCUUCGACUUCCGGCCCAGCCCACCUUCCAUGGCCUCCCCAACCCGCCAGAGCUACCAGCAUUCCACCUCCCCGUCCCUCUCACCCACCCACCAGAACUCACACUACCGGCCCAGCCCGCCGCACACCUCCCCAGCCCACCAGGGCCCCUCCUACCGCUUCAGCCCCCCGCCACCCUUGGGCAGCGCAGCAGGCAGCCAGGGUAAAGACUACCAGAGCCCACCCCCUUCCCCGCUGCGCAGACCCCAGUAUAGGGCCAGUCCGCCGACUGAUAGCAUCUGCCUCUACCGCCCCCAGUCUGGUUCCCCCAUCCGCUACCAGCAGGACCAGCUGCCGGGGAGACCCAAGUCUCCGCUUUCCAAGAUGAGCCAGAGAUCCUUCCAGCUGACCUCCCAAUGCUCCCAGACCUCGCAGCACCAACAGCAGCCUGGCCUGAGGCUGCAGCCGGCCAAAGCCCAGAUCGUGCGCACCAACCAGCCCAGCUCAGCCGUCCACUCCAGUGCGGUGAUGGGAGGAGGGGGCCCCUAUGGGCAGAUCGCUCACUCCAUCAGCAGCCGCUACCAGGGAGGCUCGGUGGACGUGGAGAGCCGUCUGGUCUACCAGCCCUCCCUCGAAGGCAGGCCAAUGCAGCAGGUACAGGCCAGCCUGAGCGCGGGGGCUCUCUGUCAACAUGGUGGACGAGGGGGAGUGGAAUCCGGUCUGGCUAAAGAAGAUCUCCCUCAGCGGCCGUCCUCUGCCUAUCGCGGUGGAGGGGUAGGUGUGCGCUACAGCCAGACGCCACAAAUCAGCCGUAGUCAGUCGGCUGCCUACUACCCAGUCUCCAAGCACGAGCUGGAGCGCUCAGCUGGCUUGCCACAGAGCCAGCUGGGCUCCCCGGAGAUCCCCCAUUUAGUCCGCCGACCUGUCAGUGCCAGCCCUGCUGAGAUCAAGCCCCACCCUCCAACCCCGAGGCCUCUGAUCCACUCCCAGAGCGUGGGGCUGCGCUUCUCUCCCUCCAGCAGCAGCCUCUCCGCGGGAUCGGCCUGCAACCUGACCCCUGGCUUCCGCCCGUCCGCCUCCAUCCAGCAGAUGGAGAUCCCGCUCAUGCCGGCCUACGAGCGCUCUUGCGAGGAUCACUCGUCCAUCUCUCCCACGCAGGGAGGAGGAGGAGGAGGUUAUCAAGGGGAGAACACACGCUCCAGGACAACCCCCUUCAUGGGCAUUAUCGAUAAGACUGCCCGGACUCAGCAGUACCUCCUCCAACCCUCGCGCCCUUGGGCCGUGUCAUCCCUGGACACGGUAAUCACCAGCCCCACCUCCCCGGGCAGCCUGGCCCAACAAGGUGGCGGCUCCUCCUACAGCCCCCCUUCUUCCCUGGGCAACAUCGCCUACUACAACAAGACCAACAACGCCCAGAACGGCCACCUCAUGGAGGACGAUUACUACUCCCCUCAGCCACCCUCACUCGGGAAGCUCGCCAACGGCUCGCGGGCCGGAGGCAACGGGGGAGACAUCCUGGAGCGGGUCAGCCAGGUGCCCACCUACCCUGAUGUCAAGGUGGCCCGGACGAUGCCCGUAUCCCAGGCCUACCAGGACAGCAUCUACCGGCAGCUGUCCCGAGACCCCCGGCAAGGGCAGACCUCGCCCAUCAAACCAAAGAGACCUUUCGUGGAGUCGAACGUGUAGAUGUAUCGUUCGGACGUGGGGGGAUGGGGGGUGUGGGGAGGGGAAGGGAAAUGGGGUUAGCAGAGACAGGCUUCCAUGACAACAGUGCAUUGUGUGGGAGUUGGUGUGUGAAGGGAUUCCGCUGUGAACAACGACCUCACACCUAGGUCAUUUCAAAAGCAAAAAUACAAAAUAUUGAGCAAAUGUAAUUCGAAUAUAACUGUAUGUAACAUAUACAGAUAUAGACGUUUUUCAAUGGAUAUUCUGUGGCCUUUUUACUCAAAAGGGAGUGACUAACACUUGGCGAGUACGAGUGAAAAUCCUGGGUUUGAUUGAACUGGGCAUGACAACCGUAUUUUUCUUAAUUUUGUUCUUGCCCAUAGUUUGUAAAUCAGUUUCCGAGUUGCAUACAAACUUUUAAAGCUGAAAUUCUAUUAAACCAAACCCAAAAAAGGGUAUAGUUCUUUUUGUUGUUUUAAACCCAAUCUUUUGAUGACAUAAUUUAUCCCUUGAAUGAAUAUAUUCAAUCAGAAACCAAAUAGAGCAAAUGAGUAAAAAAAUGGUGCACGCAGUACCACUUCAAUCCAACAGGUGGCAGUGUUUUCUAGAAACCGUACACCAUACACACAGUGGACAGAAAGGUGAUCUAUUUCAAACAAAAACCUGUUACUUAUAUAUAGAUGUUUUGCCACUUGAAAGACUGUUACUGAUUGAACAGCCCAACCCCACCCACACUGUAUCCCUGUCUGCUUAGGUGCAUUGAUCAGAAAGCCAGUUCGAGGUCUCUGUCCUCUCUCACUGUGUAAAUACUCUGCGGUUUUGUCCUCUAGAUACUGUUCUAUGGAAGCCUGUGCUCAUUGCCUGAUGCUUCUGUGGCAAAUUGUUGUACAACUGGUUUCUCCAUACAGGUGUGCCCUCGAAGAUACUCAAUAACUAAUAUGUUCUAUAUUGUAAAUGUUACAGAGGCUUGCAACAGUUCUGUACUUAAAAACAACAUACAAAAAAUACAGAAUAUUUAUAAUUAAGUUUAUAUAUUAAGUUUAUGUUUUUCUUUUGUUUAUCAAAAGCAACUUGUUAAUUCUUUAGUGUGAAAAAUGUAGAAGAGGGGGACAUUCACAAACUCAAAAUAAUCUUUUGAUAUACAUCUAUGGUUGAUUUUUGUUUAUCAAUUAUUUUUGACGCGGUGAAAGACGGAAGCCGUAGCCUUUGUCGAUGUUUUUACUGGUUACAGAAAAACCAAAGACAGACAAAAUGUAGUGAAUUGCUUUUAAAAAAUGGAAAGGUAAUUUAUACAGACUCCUAAAUUUUUGCCCAUGUUUAGGUAUACAUAUUUACAUUAGGCUUGAAUAUAUGACAUAAUCGUAAGACUAUGAUUUUCAAUGAAAAAAAUCAUUAAUCAAAAAAAAACAAGCAUAAAGUAAUUCAUCCAAUGGCAUUUGAAUAUUAGCACAUCACAUUUAAAAAGUUAUAUACACCCUGAUUUGUUGACACAAAAAGUCCCACCUCCUUCUAAACUCACCAACCAAUCACUCAACAGCAGUUGCAGGCAGUCACUUUUUUGCACUUUGCACUGUUGCAGAGGAUUUAAAAAUGUUUUGUAGAAAGACAUACGGUAUGGUGUGUGUGUGUGUGUGUGUGUGUGUGUGUGUGUGUGUGUGUGUGUGUGUGUGUGUAUAUAAAUACCAGGUUGUAUAACUACAAUAUAUCAUGUGAUGUUGUGCAAAACCAAUAUGUAUAUCAAAAUACAUUUAAGUGCUUUUCUAACAUGUCUGUGUAUUUAGUGCUUGCCAACUGUACACUCUCACUUUCUGUUCUGUGUUAUCACAAGUACUGUAGUUUGCAAAUGUCCCCCAGCCCCAAGGCACUUAAGGAAAAUAGACUAUUCUGGAAAUAUGAAGACAUUUUGUGUUUGCAGCUCAUAAAAACAGAGUAAGCAGGAACAUACAGUCUCUUGUCUCAGUGCUGAAAGACAAGAACGAUUCCUUUCUUUUUCAUUUGUUCUUUACUUUUCUUUUUUCCCCACAAAGUUUUCUGCACUACGUCUGUGAGACUAUAUAUGGGAGCACUUUACCGUUCUAAAACACUUUUGGUUUCUUCUCCGAUGGAUGACAGUACUGGGGUCAUUAUUUGUGAGUCGUUGUUCCUUAUUAAUAUAAAAAUAGCAAAACGUUCUUGUCCUCGUGGGAUUUUUUUUAAAUUUUAUUUUCCAAGUAAAUAAAUAAAUAAGUAAAUAAUAAAUGCAUAAAAAAGUAACUAAAUAAAAAUAUGAAGACGUAUUACCUUUAUAGCACAAAGUGUAUCUGCUGUACAUAAUGGCCGACAGACUUGGACAUUUUAUCAGUCCUCGUAACUUUUAAUACUGCCCCCCAGCAGUCUUCUGUGAAAAUGUGUGAACAGAUGAAGCUUUGUUUUUUACAUACAGUAUGAGGUUGUCAGUAACAAGAAGUAGAAUCAACAGGAAGCUGUAAACUGCAGCUCAUAGUGGCUGGUUCACCCCAGUCAAGGCAAACCAGUGUUUCUGUUAGGUGUUCAAGUCUGGUACUGAAUAGAGAGUGACUGUGCUGUACCAUGUCUGCUAUACUAAAAGACCCGAAAGCCUGCUAAUCGACAAGGUCAAUACAUAAUGGGAUUCACCUGUUAACUACUUUGUGUUAAUCCAGUUAAGUACAUUGGUUUCUACUGUAUAUUUUAGAGGUGUUUUUACCAUAAUACUAGUUUAAAGGGUAUAUAAGGACCUUUUUAUUUUAUUGUGUUACAUGUUCCCACGUGUUGCUACAACUGUUCAAGUAAGGUGUGUGUUGUUUUAAUUAUUCUUUUUUUAAAAUCUUGACCACACUUGUUUCCACUUUUAAAUUGCAGUGCUCUCUAACUGUUCCUAUUAUAGCUCUCAGAACUACAUUUCUCAUCAUUGUCCUGCUCACUGCUAAAUCUAUCUCAGUUACAUGUGAGCAGGAGGAUGAUGGGAAAUGUAGUUUGAGUGGUCCAUGCAGGUCCAUGUGAAGCCACCUUGGAGGCAAUGGAAUGCAAUUUAAAAGUUUAAAAAAGUGGUCAAAAAAAAAAAAAAAUUAAAACACCUUACUUAAACAGUUGUAGCAACACAUGGGAACAUGUAACACAAUAAAAUAAAAAGGUCCUUAUGUACCCUUUAACAUGUAUAUUCCAGAUUUGGGUUUUUAAGGUACUGUACUGCAGGUUCAGUGUUUUAAAGAAGACUUUCCAAGCCUCAACUGAAUGUACUGUCACCACCUUUAUUAGCCCAAAGUUGUAUUUUUUAUUUAUUUUUUUAGUCAGUUGAGCUAAAUUGAGUUGUCCCACCAUUCAAAUUGGGUGCAAUAGCCUUAAGCAAGAUGGUGGUAUAAUUUGCCAAAAUGUCUGGGACUCCUUUUCUAAAUUUAAAUAUAAAUAGAUGACGUUUUUGUUUGAUGACUAGCGUCUUAAAAUGCUAGCCUUGAAAGUCGCUAUUGUAAUGUGUAAUUUAUUAUUGCACUGCACUAUGCUAUAUGGGAUCAGUUGGCUCCUAGUCCUCAGCUCUUACCACUAAGCCUGUCUCCUUCCCUUUAUAAGGGACCAUUAAGUCACCUUGUGUGUGGUGUGCGGGGGGUGGGGUUUAGAAAAUACUGUAAAUAUAAGCAUGGAGGUUUUAAAAAAUAUACCUUUUUUUGUUCAGUUGUAUAUAGUUUUAUUUAUUACCAUUUGAACUUGUCAGAAUGUGUUCUUUUUCAUACCCAGAAGUUCUCUGUUUCUUUGUGUUAAGUGCUGGGCAUGGCUGGCUUUAAGACCAUUAUUAAAUAUGUUAUCACCUAGCAUUUACUGUAUGUAGACCACCUUUCCGUUCAAAUAAAAGUCCUUACCUUUCAAA